AUGCUGGUUGCACUCAAGUUCCCUCCUCACUUUACCAUCAUCAUCAUGCAGUGUGUCAGAUCACCUAAAUUCUCUUCGGCUAUCAAUGGCUCUCUCCAUGGGUUCUUUGAAGGCAAAAGAGGCCUUAGACAAGGUGAUCCUCUGUCACCUCUCCUGUUUGUGCUUUGCAUUGAAUAUUUGUCCAGGAUCCUGAAGGUGGUGGGUGAGAAAGAAGAAUUCCAGUUUCAUCCAAGAUGCAAGGUGUCCAAACUAAAUCAUCUAUGUUUUGCUGAUGAUCUCAUCUUGUGUUGUAAAGGUGAUUUCAGAUCUGUCUACUUGAUGAUGCAAGGUUUCAAAUUGUUCUCAAAUACUACAGGCUUGCAAGCUAGCCCUUCUAAAACAUCUGUUUAUUGCACUGGCAUGCCUGAAACUGAAGUUCAAAGAAUUCUGGUCAUGACAGGGUUUUCCAAAGGGAGUUUCCCCUUUAGAUACCUUGGUUUGCCUAUUUGCUCUAAGAAAAUUAGAGUUGGUGAGUGUGAAAAGAUAGUGGAAAACAUGUGUGCAAGGAUUAAAAUAUGGAGCUCCAGGAACAUGUCCUUUGCUGGUAGACUCACAUUGAUCAUGGUGCUACCUAAAGGGGUGUACAAUACUGUCAAUGCUAUUUGCAGGAACUUUCUUUGGAAGGGCACUAUUGAUGCUAUUGGCCCUGCAAUGGGAAAACAUGUGUGGAUGAUUGCCACAAAGAAAGAUAACAUGUGGGUGAGGUGGGUGAAUAAUGUAUACAUCAAGGAUGGAAGUUGGUGGGAUUAUUCCCCCAAAGUGUGUGAUAGCUGGUACUGGAAAUCCAUAUGCACUGUGAAAGAUUUGAUGAAGAAUUACUUGUCUGAAACUCAGUUGAUUUCUAUCACUAAAUACACCAUUAAAGAAGCUUAUUGCUGCCUUGCUCCUGUUCUAUGCAAAGUGCCAUGGACUAAUGCAGUAUGGGAUAGAUUGAGUCUCCCUAAGAAUAGAUUUAUCACUUGGUUGGCUAUGUUGGAAAGACUAAACACAAAGGACAGAUUACUGAAAAUAGGAGUUUCUGCUGAUAAUUGUACUACCAAGAUUGGUAUGCAGAAUGCUCCUAAGCUCCUCUCUGCUACAUUUCAAUGGAUAUUCAGCAGAAGGAUUACUAAGUUCAGAAGGGGAGUGUACUCCACCCUUGUGAUGAGUGUGGCUUAUCACAUUUGGAUUGAGAGAAAUAAUGCUACGUGGAACUCUCAAGUUAGGUGUAUUGAUAAAGUGUGCAGCAGUAUACUUCAGAAUGUAUAUAAUAGAGUGAAUGGUGUGAUGCCCAAAGAAAUAAGCAAUAGGGAUCACAUUUGGUUCUCAACCCUGUUUGCAGGGUAG
This is a messenger RNA of Spinacia oleracea (spinach), 1365 nucleotides long. RefSeq lists its product as uncharacterized. The transcript is spliced from 4 exons. Lineage: Eukaryota; Viridiplantae; Streptophyta; Magnoliopsida; Caryophyllales; Amaranthaceae. Bases 1 to 1365 code for a protein of 454 amino acids. The record is from RefSeq and is a predicted model, not a curated record.